This is a messenger RNA of Lecanosticta acicola, 1023 nucleotides long. Lineage: Eukaryota; Fungi; Ascomycota; Dothideomycetes; Mycosphaerellales; Mycosphaerellaceae. The record is from the annotation of a GenBank genome assembly.
AUGGGAAGACCGAAGAAACGAUCUCCAACAGAUGAUGGACUGAAAGUUGGUCUGCCCAAUAAGCGGCAGAUUGGCGUCGAUUCUACGAUUACGGGGAAUGCUGUUAAUACCUAUGGCUUCGGAGAUGCAUUCGAAGGGGCGUUGACUCCCGGUGGAAACCUGCAACCUUGGUUACAGACCGAUUGGACUGAGUUUGGCGGCGACAGUGAGACCGUGGGACCACCAGCUCUCACACCCGACCACUCCUCUACGCACUCUCCUCCGAACCUCCUCAAUCGUCCUCCCGAAUUACAACGAGACAACAGCACACAUAUGCUCUUGGACCCCGCCCUGGGAGGCACCACAACACAAGACCUACCAUGCGGCCUCCUCCCCAACUGCGCCUGCCUCUCCACAAUGUACCUAGCCCUCAACAACCUGCAAACUCUCACGGAAAAUCGCUUUCCCUACGCCUUACACACUCUCCGGGAAGCAAUGCAGACAGCCUCCACAGUCCUGACAUGUGAAGAAUGCCCCAAACGCUUCAUGACCGCGAUACAUAAUGUCCACAUCAUGGGCACGCUCCUCAUGAGCAUAACCGAAGGCUUCUCCAAAACCCUCCAUUCCAUCACGACAGAGACUCGGAGGGCGGGAGAAGCCGGCGAAAAGAAGCAAUUUCGGCUCGCGGAUUCAAAUACUUCCACGUCGCAUCUUCAUACCGGCGGAUUAGGAUGUGUAGCUGCCUUUUCUGUGAAACUGACUCCGGAAGAAUGGAAACGAAUGUGUAAGAAGGUCGUGAGAGCCGAAGUCCACGGUCCAGAGGAUGGAAAUGGAUGCUGCGUUUAUCUGAUGGGCGUUCUCAAGCAGAUGGAAGAAAGGCAGCAUGAAUGGCACCAGCAGCCUGUUCCGGAGGAUUUUCCAAGGGACUUCUCGGAACAGGGGAAGGGUGCUCCGCUUGGAAGGUCGGUUAAAAAGGAGGAUCAUGUAUGCUUGAAGCUGGUGGCAUACUCGAAGAGAAUGGCGGAGGGUUUUGAUUGGAGUUGA